Messenger RNA from Penicillium riverlandense, 423 nucleotides. RefSeq lists its product as uncharacterized. The record is from RefSeq and is a predicted model, not a curated record. Lineage: Eukaryota; Fungi; Ascomycota; Eurotiomycetes; Eurotiales; Aspergillaceae. Bases 1 to 423 code for a protein of 140 amino acids. The transcript has 2 exons.
AUGACUCUAUUGUCAAUUGCAUAUUACGGCUCAACUUCCACUCCAACUACCACCUCAACAACUACCACGACAACACUGAGUAACUCCGACGCCACAACAACGUCCGAUACAUCCACAUCCUCCACCACAAAGAAUGUACCUCCUGCCCAACAGACCCCCGCUCCUGAUACUAUAAAAUCGACAUCCUCGUCCUCUUCGUCCCAUACUGGUGCAAUUGUCGGUGGGGUCAUUGGCGGAGUAGCCGCGGUAGUCAUCGUGGCUGGGCUGAUCUGGUUCUUCAUGCGCCGCAAUCGGGGGCGGCGGCAGCAGCGGAAGGAAGAACCCGUCAUGAUCGGCUCUGGAAUGCCAGAGAUGAGGAGGGCACCGGUAGAACUUGAUGCCCAACCAAGACAUGAAUUGGAAUCACCUAUGGUGGCAAAAUAG